Messenger RNA from Hevea brasiliensis (rubber tree), 1012 nucleotides. RefSeq names its product probable WRKY transcription factor 40. The record is from RefSeq and is a predicted model, not a curated record. The coding region runs from base 71 to 850 and encodes 259 amino acids. NCBI's taxonomy places the organism in Eukaryota, Viridiplantae, Streptophyta, Magnoliopsida, Malpighiales, Euphorbiaceae. The transcript has 4 exons. Gene Ontology annotation, molecular function: sequence-specific DNA binding; DNA-binding transcription factor activity. Gene Ontology annotation, biological process: regulation of DNA-templated transcription.
AAUAACACUCUGGUCAUCAAUAUUACCCCAUCUCCUACCGACAUUCAUAAACCUUCUUAAACCCGUUACCAUGGAUGCUAUUGCUCACUCUCCUUGCAAAGUCGAGGCGGAAGCUCUCCAAGAUGAACUGAAACGUACCCGAAAAGAGAAUGAAACUCUUAAGGUUAUGCUUGAAGUUAUGGGCAGUAAGGUCAGUGCCCUUCAAGCAAGUGUUCAAGAAAUUGGUAGCAACUCACCUCUGAGUAGUAGCGUCUCAUACUAUGAGGUCUAUGGCUCAAUCAAGAAACCAAGGAUUGAGAUUCCCAUGGUCAAGCCUUCACAAAUUUUUGUCAGAACCGACUCCAAUGACAAGAGCCUAAUUGUAAAAGAUGGAUAUCAAUGGAGAAAGUAUGGCCAGAAGGUCACUAAAGAUAAUCCAUCGCCUAGAGCUUACUUCAGGUGUUCCAUGGCUCCAGGUUGCCCCGUCAAAAAGAAGGUUCAAAGAUGUGCCGAGGAUAAGUCAAUUCUGGUUGCUACUUAUGAAGGGAAGCACAACCAUGAUCCCUUUGGAUCUCCUGGUCACUCUAUAUACUCUCCGGAUAGCUCAUCAAGAAGCUCCAGAAGUAGCAUUAUUUCUUUCCCAGUCAACAGUAAUCCUUCUCAACCAGGUGUAGCUCUUGAUCUUGCCCUCUCAAGUCCCACACAUGACAAGGAAAAACCUUGUCAAAGUUUAAUGGAAGAUCACACCAGCAACAAAAACUGUAACACUAAGGCUGAAGAGUACUUGGCAUCCCUGACUAAAGAUCCAAGCUUCACAGUUGCUUUGGCUGCAGCUGUAGCUCGCUCUUUAUCUACACCAAGAGUACUGUGAAGGGUCUCCACUUCAAGUGUAAAGGGAAUUGAUAAUUAGUUAGCUUCUAUUACUUCUUCUUCUUCUUCUUCUUCUUCUUGUUAUUCUCUAGUUUUGAUUCUUAUGCUUCAGUUGUAUGUGAAUCAUGAAUCCAUUCCUCCACUACGUUUUUUAGGAUUACAA